AUGGAAACCUUUUGUGCAGUGGCACGAUACAAAGGUGAAGGACGUAUGCUUCAAUUCACCGUAUUGAGUUCAUGGGAAAUAGUAAUGGGUGACAUAAGUGAGCGGUGGGCAUUGGACGGUUCUCCGGUCAGGGUAAAGUUUGUGAUACCUGACUCAUACAAGACGCUUUGCCCAAUUGAGUCAUAUGCUGACUUUCAACGCAUGCGCCAUAUACAUCAUACUUUCAACAAAACCGUUGUAGACAUCAUCAUCAAGGACGCGAGUGGGUCAAUGGAUGACAACUCGGGCUUAUUGAUUCCAUCCAAGUAUGACGCAGUUGUCAAGACAUAUUUGUCCCAACAUCCUCCGGCAGGGGCACUCAGUAUUGUUCAGUCUUCACAAUCACUUGAUAGGGUGACCGUAAAAGUGGGUCAGCGGUUUGACAAUGUAGUGCAGUUCAAAGAUUGCCUACGCAGUAACGCCAUAAGACAAAAUUUUGAUUUUACGUUUAUAAAAAAUGAUAAACUUCGGGUGACCAUCAAGUGCGCUGCUCCAAAUUGCCAGUGGCGUGUGCAUGCAUCGAAAGAGGGAAAUGUUGGCACCUUGAAGGUGAAGACAAUGCAGGCAACGCACAAUUACGGUGGAGGCAUUGGUACAACAGACCAUGGAGUUCGCCUACCAUAUAAGCAUGCUUGGAUGGGAAAGGAGAUUGCACGGGCUGCCAUUCAUGCUAAGGAGUUGGGAUGUAGGCCAUUACUUUUUGUUGACGGAACUCACUUGCUUGGCAAGUACGACAUGAUUCUGUUAGGUGCAACUGCCAGAGAUAGCAAUGAGGGUAUCUUUCAUGUAGCAUUCACAUUAGUUGACAACGAAACAGAUGAUAAUUGGACUUGGUUUCUUGCUACCCUUGGGGAGACAUUGUAUGGAGAAGAUGAUUACGACAAAGUUAUUACAUUUAUCUCGGAUCGAUCGAAAGGUCUUGUUAACGCAGUCUCACGCGUGUUCCCAUCAUCACCGCAUGGUUAUUGUUUGCGCCAUUUGGGAGCUAACUUCAUGAAGGUGAACGAUAGCCUUGGGAAAUCAUUGAAAGAACAAUGCUGGUCGGUAAUCGUGAAAAUUACAUACGCGUACACGUCUAAAGAGUUCGAUGAUGCAGUUAUUGAACUUGUAGCUAUAUCGACCGAUGCAUAUGAUUGGUUGUUACACAAGUCCAACAUUGAUCAUUGGUGUAACUAUUUGUUCAAGGGUAUACGGUGGUGCAAAAUGUACUCUAAUGUAGCGGAGUCUUUCAAUGCCUGGAUCAAAGAGGCAAGGCAUCUACAGGUAACAAGCAUGAUCGAUACUAUAAGGUUUAAACUGAUGAACAUGCUUACUGAGCGGCGCGAAGUGUCUGCCAUGUGGGACACAUACCUUUGCCCUGAGAUACACAAGAAGGUUGAACAAAUCGUCGAAAUCAUUCGAUUUUCGAGGGUGGGUCCAUCAAGCGAUGACACAUACGAAGUGGUUGACGAGCACAAUAAUGCUGCCAACCUACGCUUACGUAAAUGUUCUUGUAGGAGAUGGGAUAUACAUGGGCUGCCAUGCAAGCAUGCAACUGCUGCGAUCAUGCAAACAGACACAAAUGUGCACUACUAUGUCGAUCAAUAUUUUACAGCAGAAUCGUAUCGUCGUGCAUAUGCCGAACCAAUAUACCCGAUCCCUGACAGUGACAAGUCAUUGGAUGACGCCCGUCAACUGAGAAUGCGACCAUCGAUAGCAAAGAAACGACCUGGCCGUCCGCGAAGGAAACAGAUCGAAUUACAAGCCCUUGAUUUGCCAUCUUUGAUAUUCUCGACGGGAGGUUCUUCGUCGGCUACAGGAUCCACGUCAAACAUUAUAUCCUCCAUCAUGUACGCAGCUAGGUCUGCCGUGGUUUUCGACUUCUGCAUGGCGAGCGCCUGA
This is a messenger RNA of Dioscorea cayenensis subsp. rotundata (Guinea yam), 1920 nucleotides long. RefSeq lists its product as uncharacterized. The record is from RefSeq and is a predicted model, not a curated record. The transcript has 7 exons. Lineage: Eukaryota; Viridiplantae; Streptophyta; Magnoliopsida; Dioscoreales; Dioscoreaceae. Gene Ontology annotation, molecular function: zinc ion binding. The coding region runs from base 1 to 1920 and encodes 639 amino acids.